UCGCUACCAGCAGACGGAACGCCAGCGUCUCUCGUCUGGGACUCGUAGCUUAUGGGACCAGGAGGCACCUCAUCACAGGACUCCAGCCCACCAUGAAGAGACUGCUGUGGACCCUCACUGCCCUGGGGCUCACGCUGUGCCCACUGAGGUUCUGUUCCCCGCCCUCUGACCUCUGCCUGCCUUGCGAGUGCACCAGCGCCUCCCCCAGGGCGAUGUGGUGCAUCGAGAAGAAUCUGGGAACGGUCCCGCGGACCAUCCCACCCGACGUCGAGGAGCUGUUCCUGCAGCACAACAACAUCUCGGGUGUGGCGCCCACCCAUUCCUGGGGGUCCCCCCUCCGCAUCCUGGACUUCAGCCACAACCGGCUGGUCGCCGUGCCAACCGAAGCCCUGGCCUCCCUGCGUCAACUGAAGAAACUCUACCUGACCGGCAACUGGAUAGCCACCUUGCUGCCCGGGUCCUUGAGCAACCUCACGAACCUUCAGGAGUUGCACCUGAGCGUCAACCGUCUUCAGGCUCUGAGCGCUGGCGCCUUCUCUGGCCUCUCCAAUCUCCGGAGGCUCAUGCUGAGUUUGAACAACAUCACGAGCCUGGCCCCCGGUACCUUCGGUGCGCUCGGCCGCUUGGAGUUGCUGCAGUUGAACGGCAAUCGGAUUGUGACCAUCCAUCCCGGAGCUUUCAGGGGCCUUACUAACCUGAAGCAGCUCUACCUCCGAAGUAACACCAUCCCGGCCUUGACCAAAGGAGCGUUAGACGGUCUUGACCAACUCCAGAUCCUUAGUCUGAGCCACAACGACCUGCGUUCAGUGCCUGAGGAGGCCAUGAUGGACCUGAAGGGCUUGAAAGACCUUUACUUGAAUAAUAACGGCAUCGCCUUCCUUCCCGAAGGGUUCCUGAUCCGAUUCGAGAAGCUCGUCAUUCUGGACCUCAGCAACAACAGACUGUCCACGUUGCCGGAAGGUGCACUCCUCGGCUUGGACAGGCUGAGGCUGCUAGACCUGAGCUUCAAUAACUUCAGCAGCCUCCCUCCUGGGGUAUUCCGCCAACUGGGGAACCUGACCGUCCUGAACCUCUUCAACAACCACAUCGACUCGCUGCCGGCGGCCAUCUUUGAGGGCCUGGUCAACUUGAAGGAACUGCACCUGGACAACAACCGCAUCUCGGCCCUCCCGCCCGAGUUGUUUCGGAGGCAGGCGGAGCUCAGGGAGCUCCAGCUGGACAAUAACCAGCUCUCGGGCCUGCCCCAGGAGCUGUUUGCCAACCUGACCAACCUGCGGACCCUGUACCUCGACAGCAAUUGGCUGACCGCCGUCCCGGCGGCCAUCUUCCGAGGCCUGGGGCACCUGAGGGAGCUCCAGAUGGAGCAGAAUGCUAUUGACUUCCUCCCCGAGGGCGUCUUUGCUGGCCUGACGGAGCUGAGGGUCCUCCAGCUCAACCAGAACGCCCUCCGGUCUCUCCCCGGCAACGUCUUCGACGGGCUGGUCAACCUGAAGGAGCUGCAGCUCAGUAGUAACCAGCUAUCUGCCAUGUCUGAGGCCGUGUUCAGGAACCUCAGGAAGCUGAAAGAGUUGCAUCUGGAUGGCAACAGGCUGUCCUCCCUCCAACCUCUCAUCUUCCAGGACCUUCAGAGGCUAGAGGACCUCCAAUUACAGUUCAACCUUCUUCUCUCCCUCCCACCCCAGGUCUUCGCCCCACUCCGCAAGCUGAAGAAGCUGCAACUGCAUAACAACCACCUUGCUGCCCUGCUCCCCGGAACCUUCCAGAAGCUGGAGAGCCUCCGGGAACUGCACCUGGAUAGAAACGCCAUCUCCUCUCUCCCUGCGGGCCUCUUCCAGAGCCUCUCCCGCCUCAGCCUGCUGCACCUGAACUUCAACAGGCUCCGUGACCUCAGCAGCGGCCUACUCGAGCCCCUGGUCAGGCUGGAGCAAAUCCAGCUCCACGGCAACCCCUGGGCCUGCGACUGCCCAUCCAUCUUGUACCUCAGCCACUGGCUGGAGGACCACCCCAAGGUGGUCCACGAGCCUGUCCAGUGUUCCUCAGACAGAUCGCCGGUGGUGGCCGUGAGGAAGGCCUUCCCCUCCGUCCCUUCGCAAUGCUCUUCUGCUUCCACUCCUGUCUUCUUCCGUCUGACAGCUGCCUCCUGCAUCUGCUCCUGGCUUCUCCUCAGCACCUUGAGGCCGUGAGACCAAAGCAGCAGAGGUAGGCCAUCGAGCCUGCUCCACCAUUCUGAUCAUCCCCAACCACAUCUUCCUGCCUUUUCCCACGAUUCCCCUUCCUGACUAAAAAUCUCUCUCUCUCUCUCAGCCUUGAAUGGCCCAUCCUCGACAGCCCUCUGCGGUAAAGAACUCGACAGAUUCCCUCCCCUCAGAGAGAAGGUAUUCCUCCCCAUCCCUGUCUUCAAUGGAUGGCCCCUUACUCUGAGAUGG
Molecule: messenger RNA, 2426 nt
Organism: Chiloscyllium plagiosum (whitespotted bambooshark)
Lineage: Eukaryota; Metazoa; Chordata; Chondrichthyes; Orectolobiformes; Hemiscylliidae
Cellular component (GO): extracellular matrix
Molecular function (GO): protein binding
Source: RefSeq, a predicted model, not a curated record